AUGGGUACUGAUCUGGCAGCCUUCACUACUGACGUCAAACUGAUCGCCGCACUCUUCUUUAUUCACACAUUGUCACUGCCUGGGUUCCUGAUAACAGGGAUUAGUAUUGUGGAUCACGUGGCCAGAUUCAGCAGGUCAGCUCCUCUUCCUGCCCUUUCCCAAUUGCCCGGCCUUUGCCUUCGUGCCCAGACUCUGGCUCUUCCUCCUGGAUACUUGUGUGUGAGCUCGGUAUUCAGACUGACCUCAGAGUGCACCGCCCUCACCGUCACGUUGGUGCUCACCCUUCGGAAGUUCCUCUCUCUCGUGUUCUCCAUUAUUUACUUCCAGAACCCCUUCACCCUGCACCACUGGCUCGGCACUUUCAUGGUCUUCAAUGGGACUCUCCUCUUCCUAGAUAUCAUUCAGAAGACCCGGGAGGCCCUCGGGAUGGACAAUGUCAAAAGAGAAUAGACCCAAGCUCCUCAAUAGGCGGACCACGGCUAGCAAUGAUGCGGGCCCAAAUCUCUCUCUCUCUCUCUCCUUCCAUCCCUCCCUCUGGAAAAACUAUUUUAGGUUUUUAUUUCAAGUGCAUCUGGGAUUAACAAUAUUUUAAUUGUCCCUUGGUUUCACUUAUUUUAUUUAUAAUAAUUCAUGCACGGAGCAACUAUUUUGGGUUUUUAUUUCAAGUGCAUCAGGGAUUAACAAUAUUUUUAAUUGUCUCUUGGUUUCACUUAUUUUAUUUAUAAUAAUACAUCUACACACACACACACAUACACACACACUCACACACCCAGCCUAAUACCC
This is a messenger RNA of Homarus americanus (American lobster), 783 nucleotides long. Its product is annotated as UDP-xylose and UDP-N-acetylglucosamine transporter-like. The transcript has 4 exons. Gene Ontology annotation, biological process: transmembrane transport. Gene Ontology annotation, molecular function: UDP-xylose transmembrane transporter activity; UDP-N-acetylglucosamine transmembrane transporter activity. The record is from RefSeq and is a predicted model, not a curated record. Gene Ontology annotation, cellular component: Golgi membrane; endoplasmic reticulum membrane. The coding region runs from base 1 to 450 and encodes 149 amino acids. Lineage: Eukaryota; Metazoa; Arthropoda; Malacostraca; Decapoda; Nephropidae.